AUGGCUUCCAACGUAACACCUGAGGUUCUCUGGGCUCAGCGCUCUUCUGCCACCGACCCCGAGAGCAACUUCAUUUACCUCACCAUUGGCGUUCCCGACGUCCCUACUUCCAACCUCAAGCUCGACCUCAAGCCCACUGGUCUCGUCUUCACUGGCCACUCCGACACCCUCAAGAGGACCUACCACGUCGAGCUCGAGUUCUACGCCGAGAUCGACCCUUCUGCGAGCAAGGUCAACCACACUGCCCGCGAUGUUGAGAUGAAGCUUCGCAAGAAGGAGCUCGAUGCCUCCUACUGGCCCCGUCUCCUCAAGGAGUCUAAGAAGGUCCACUUCCUCAAGACCGACUUCGACAAGUGGGUUGAUGAGGAUGAGCAGCACGAGGCCGCUGAGGACGACUUCAGCAACUUUGGCGGUAUGGGAGGUAUGCCAGGCAUGGGUGGCAUGGGCGGCAUGGACGGUGGUAUCGGAGGUAUGGGCGGCAUGGGCGGUGACUUCGGCGGCAUCGACUUCUCCAAGCUCGGCGGCGGUGGGAUGCCCGGCGGUGACGACGAUGACGAGGAUUCCGACGAUGACAUGCCUCCUCUCGAGGGCGAGAAUGAGGCUGACAAGGCCGAGGGGGCCAAGGAGGCCAAGGAGGCUGUUGACACAUCAAAGGAGACUGCGUGA
Messenger RNA from Sordaria macrospora k-hell, 666 nucleotides. RefSeq lists its product as uncharacterized. The record is from RefSeq and is a predicted model, not a curated record. Gene Ontology annotation, molecular function: Hsp90 protein binding; protein-folding chaperone binding. Lineage: Eukaryota; Fungi; Ascomycota; Sordariomycetes; Sordariales; Sordariaceae. Gene Ontology annotation, biological process: protein folding; chaperone-mediated protein complex assembly. Gene Ontology annotation, cellular component: nucleus; cytosol.